Molecule: messenger RNA, 628 nt
Organism: Nezara viridula (southern green stink bug)
Lineage: Eukaryota; Metazoa; Arthropoda; Insecta; Hemiptera; Pentatomidae
Source: the annotation of a GenBank genome assembly
GGGAAUGAAUGACCUGGUCACUAAACUUGAGGUUUCCAACAUAUCCUGCAAGGCUGCUGUAACAUUCGCCGAGGGAGAAAUAGAAAGCCAGUUACAAGCUCUCAAGGAUUCAGACACGAGAAUCAUAAUUGGAAGCUUCUCUCCUUCAGUAGCACCGAAGGUCUUUUGUGAGGCCUACAAGCUGGGUAUGUUCGGAGAGGACUACGGCUGGCUGGUCCAGGGGAGCCCCGAGGACGGCUGGUGGAUGACGGAGCACCACUGCGGUCAUCAUCUGGCAUCCGCGGCCCAAGGAGUCAUCCUCGUGUCCAGCUACAGCGAUCUCAUCGGCCAGCAUCAGCUCUCUGGUCUCAGCCGAGAGGAACUGUCAAGCGUGCUCUCAGGAGGCGGUUACUCUCGUGAGAGCUACGACGCGGUCUGGGCGAUCGCCCUGGCACUCUCCGCCGCCCAGAACGACCUCGACCUCAGCGACUUCCAGUACACGAGGGCUGAUGUAGGCAGGGUCAUCACCCAGGAACUGGGCUCCCUCCGAUUCAAUGGGCUAUCGGGUCCUGUCUCAUUCGACGGUCCAGACCGCGUUGGAAUUACUGCAUUUUAUCAAAUUCAAGGUAAAAGGCUGACUUUCAUGUAA